UCCGUCCGGACCUUUUAUGCUGCUGGACUAACUACGCGCUCAUGAAUGAAGUGUCAUUAUUAACGAUGGAGGCUUAAAAACAACGUACGGUUCGCGUAGUAGUCGCUUGUGGGUCCAUUUGACGUUAGUAAAAGUUUUCCAUUAACUAAGCUCGUAUCCCACUCAAGUUUGUGUGUGCCAAGCCAGGCUGACGGACCAAUAACGUUGCUGUUAGCCUGUUUAGCUAGGAGCGCUUUCAUUAUUUCUUAGUCCCCCCCGCCGCCUCUCAAAAAACUAAGUAAAUAUGUUCGACUUCAUAAAUGAACUCCCCGUGGAGAAGCAGAUAUUUUAUGCUGUUUUGGGCUUUUCGUGGACGGUGUAUAUAUGGGAGGCAUACCUUUCACAUAGACAGCGAAGGACAUACAGGUCAACGACACGUGUGCCUCAAGAGCUCGAAAAGGUCAUCGAUUCAGAAACCUUUGAGAAGUCCCGACUAUAUCAACUGGACAAAAGCAACUUCAGUUUUUGGUCUGGUCUGUAUUCCGAGACGGAAGGAACGCUGAUCCUGGUCCUGGGUGGCAUUCCUCUUCUGUGGGGCCUCGCCGGCGCAGGGACGAAACAUUUUGGAUUCGGCCCCGAGUACGAGAUCACGCAGUCCCUUGUGUUUCUCACUCUUGCAACCCUGUUCACUGCUUUGACUGGCCUUCCCUGGAGUAUGUACAACACGUUUGUCAUUGAGGAGAAGCACGGAUUCAACCAGCAGACUUUGGGGUUCUUCAUCAAAGAUGCUGUGAAGAAGUUCGCCGUGACGCAGUGUAUCCUGCUCCCUGUAACCUCGUUGCUCCUCUACAUCAUUAAGAUUGGGGGAGACUACUUCUUCAUUUACGCCUGGCUAUUCACCCUGGGUGUUUCUUUGGUUCUCGUCACCAUCUACGCUGAUUACAUCGCACCUCUGUUUGACAAAUUCACUCCUUUGCCAGAAGGGGAGCUGAAGACGGAGAUUGAGGCCAUGGCCAACAGUAUUAGUUUCCCUCUUACAAAGGUUUACAUUGUUGAAGGUUCCAAACGGUCUUCGCACAGCAACGCAUAUUUCUACGGCUUUUUCAAGAACAAACGGAUUGUGCUCUUUGACACGUUGCUGGAGGACUAUUCUCCGCUCAACAAGGGAGACGAGGCAAAGCCCGAGCCAACAGAAACUGACGGCGAAGCGAAAGUCAAGCCAAAGCACAAGAAACAAGGCUGCAACAAUAAAGAGAUCCUUGCCGUUUUGGGUCACGAGCUGGGUCACUGGAAGCUCGGUCAUACCGUCAAAAACAUUGUCAUCAGUCAGAUGAAUUCCUUCCUGUGUUUCUCUCUCUUUGCCGCUCUUAUUGGACGCAAGGAGUUGUUUGUCGCGUUUGGCUUCAAUGACAGCCAGCCCACUCUGAUUGGCUUGAUGAUCAUCUUCCAGUUCAUCUUUUCGCCAUAUAAUGAGCUUCUGUCCUUCUGCCUGACGGUCCUGAGCCGCAGGUUCGAGUUCCAGGCCGACGCCUUUGCGCGCAACAUGGGCAAAGCCCCUGAGCUCUACUCGUCCCUCAUCAAGCUGAACAAAGACAACCUGGGCUUCCCUGUUGCCGACUGGCUCUACUCCAUGUGGCACUACUCGCACCCGCCCCUCCUGGAGCGCCUCAGAGCGCUAGGCAACAUCAAGCAAGACUGACGGGGUCGGAAUGGGGGGCGGCGAGCACCGCCUCCUCCCAAGGGCCUCCGGAGACCCAUCCUGGCCGUGUGACGCCUCCUCCAAAUCUUAUUUUAUCUUGUUUUAGUAAAUUCAUUUAAUGAUUGACUCUUUUCUUUUAAAUUGUAAAAUAUCAUCAUAAAUCAACAUGAAUAACGGAAGGGACUCAAGAGUAAACACUGAAAAUAGUGUGGGCAAUGUGUGUUAAUUGCAGUGUUAGUCACUGCACAAAUCAUCUUUUGCAGAUUGGCUAAGUAGAAAUGAUUUGUGCACUGUGUGUACUGUCUUAAAAUGGAAACAGACCCAUGUCGGGUGUCAUCCCUGAGUGGGCUAUGUGUAGUUUGAUAGCAAGUUAACAUAAAAGUCAAAUGGGACAAAGGAUGUGUGACAUAGCUUCACAGACACACAGGCCACAAAAUUCAAGUUGUUGCUUCCGUUGCCAUUAUUUCUUUACCCAAUCAAGAAUAUUAGUCAGACUGAAUCCUUACGUUCCCAGUUUAAAAAGUAGGUCAUUGUGGAUGAUCUCAUAAUGUGCCUCCAAAUUCUUUGUUCUGAUACUUGACCCUGUUAGAGAGACAGCAGUGCUGAUGUUUUUCUUUGCAUCUAAAUUUGACUUGUGAGUUUUAAUUUUCUUUAGGGAAGGGAAUAGAUCUUCUCAUGCACCUGUUUGCUGACUGGGGUCCAAUGUACCUGUUACUGUUGAUAAGUGGGUUUUGAUAUUAAGUUUAACUUUGUUCUCUUGAUUUUGGGGAUCUUGAAUGAACCCAGAGUUGCCUGCCGAUGUUUAUAAAGGGAUAUUACUGGGGGGAGGGUCUGUGAGGUUCCUUGUUAAGACAGGUUUCAAGAACAUUACUUUCUUUGCUGAAUAAAUUUAUUCAAAGCCUUG
Molecule: messenger RNA, 2582 nt
Organism: Syngnathus acus (greater pipefish)
Lineage: Eukaryota; Metazoa; Chordata; Actinopteri; Syngnathiformes; Syngnathidae
Gene: zmpste24
Product: zinc metallopeptidase, STE24 homolog
Exons: 9
Coding region: 284-1678 (464 amino acids)
Biological process (GO): CAAX-box protein processing
Cellular component (GO): endoplasmic reticulum membrane
Molecular function (GO): metalloendopeptidase activity
Source: RefSeq, a predicted model, not a curated record